Messenger RNA from Homarus americanus (American lobster), 1863 nucleotides. RefSeq lists its product as uncharacterized. The record is from RefSeq and is a predicted model, not a curated record. NCBI's taxonomy places the organism in Eukaryota, Metazoa, Arthropoda, Malacostraca, Decapoda, Nephropidae. The coding region runs from base 447 to 1649 and encodes 400 amino acids. The transcript has 9 exons.
UCCACUCAGAACUCUUGAAGGAUCACAUUUUCUAUACAGACGUACUACUCUGUAUAAAUAGGUGAUGUGCACUGCCAUUAAGUAUAGUGUCGUCGCGCCUAUGGUUAUUUCUUGUGACCUGUGAACCUACUGAGUUACAACAUAAACCUGGCCAUUGUGUAAGCCUUAAACUCUUUGAGAUACAACUUGAACCUGGCCCCUGUGUGAGCUUUGAACCGAGAUACAACUUAAAAUUGGCAAUUGUAUAAACCUUUAACCAUCUGAGUUACAACUUAACCGACUGAGAUAGAACUUGAAACUGGCCCUUGUGUGAACUUUGGACCAACUGAGACACUUAAACCUGGAUCUCGUGUAAGCGUUGAAUCAAUACAACACCACGAGCGGCAAAGACAGAGUCCAUCAACACCAGCACCACCAAGACGGCUAUUACAACAAAUAAAACCAAUAUGGCGACCAAUAUAAGCAGAGAACGCCGUAACACUCUACCCAUCAUUCAUACCCGGGGUACCUAUUACCAAGUGGGUUACGAUGUGGGUCAUACUUUUCGCUGCUUGAUCGAGGACUACCUCUCUGCCAUCAAGGAGAGUCACUCAGCUCUCCUGGCUAAGUUCAGUAGCGGGGAGGGCAAGGCAGCUUAUAACGCUACUCUCGCCAUGCUACAGAUAAACUUUCCACACUACAUCCGUGAACUUCAAGGAACAGCUGAUGGCGCGCGUCUUCCCUUCUAUGACCUAAUGGUCCUACAUAUGCCUCAGCGGAAUCGUGCCUCCGGUUUGAUCGAUUUGGGAAGGGGUGAUCAGGACUACCCACCUUCUCCUCCUGCUGGUGGUGUGGAUUUCGGCUGCUCCUCCGUCAGCUUAAAUCUAGAGGAUGAGGUGUUGCUGGGUCACACAGAAGACGCGUCAGGUGAGUUAUUGAACCACAGCUACAUUGUGAGCGCUCAGGUGAGGGAGGAGGAGGGGCAAGGGCGAUGGGGUACCCGAGAGGAACACUUCACCGCCUUCUGCUACGCCGGCCACCUCCCCGGGUACUGUAUGGGCUUCAACCAUCACGGCAUCGUCUAUUCCGUCAACGUGCUCAUCCCACAACAUAUCUUUAGUGGCAAGACACCCCGCCACUUCCUGUGCCGGGCACUACUGUCUGCUGAGAACAUGGCUGCCCUCCACACUAUCCUGAAGGACGAGGGUGUGGGUGCUGCUGACGGGUUCAGUGUUAAUGUAGCUAUGAUGAGUGAAGACGGAAGCCACACGUUUCAUAAUCUGGAGGUAGGAACAACGGGGCGCGGCGACAGAUGCAGUCAGUUCUCUGUGCAGGUCCUCAACACUGGGGAUCACCUCCUCCACACAAACACAUACCUUCACCUAGACAUUCCGGAACAGGAGGGAUCCCUUGUGUUAGAGAGCAGUAAACAACGCCACGCCAGGGAGAGAGAGUGUCCUGCUCCCCGCACCCAACAGUUACUGAUAGACUUGCUCUCAGACACUCACGAUCCCACUCAUCCAAUCUUCAGGACGUCAGACAAGAGUUUCAUGACAAUUGCCCUUGGGUUGUUUGACCUGCUGAAGAAGACGUGGACGAUCUGGAUAAAAAAUCCGAAAUUAAAUGAUCCACUUUUCUCUCUGCCACUCACCUUCAAGUGGGACCCCUAGCUCUCAUCUUUGUCCUUCACCUCAAGUGGGACUCUUAGCUGUCUUCUAUAUGAUAAGUUUCAAAACAAAUCACUAGCUACCAUUCUUUGUCCUCGUUAAGUUACCUAACCUAACCUAAUUCAGGUAUACUUUGGUUAGCUAAUGGUAGUAAGCAAUGCCUUAAAUGGGACAUCAAAUAUAGCCAUAUACGAUGUAAUUAAAAAAAUGUCUUAAA